Molecule: messenger RNA, 1134 nt
Organism: Phaeodactylum tricornutum CCAP 1055/1
Lineage: Eukaryota; Bacillariophyta; Bacillariophyceae; Surirellales; Neidiaceae
Exons: 1
Biological process (GO): tRNA methylation; rRNA base methylation
Molecular function (GO): RNA methyltransferase activity; iron-sulfur cluster binding
Source: RefSeq, a predicted model, not a curated record
ACCGAGAGUACUACAAGCCUAGCGAGUACGAGCAAUCGUGUGCUGAAUCUGUCGACCGUCACACAAGCCGAACUAGAAAUUCUAAUGGUGGCUUGGGGGCAUCCCAAGUACCGCGCCCAGCAAGUCUACAACUGGAUUCGCCAACAAGGGGUCACCGACGUUGCACUCAUGACGAACCUGCCCAAAACACUCCGCGCGCAACUUUCCGAAUUUUCCAAACCCCGUUCGUUGGAAAUCGCGGCGGAAAUGGUCUCCAAAGACGGCACCAUCAAACGCGCCUACCGCUGUGCGGACGGACAAAUGAUUGAAUCCGUGCUCAUGCCCUACAAGGACGGGCGGUAUACGGCCUGUAUCAGCUCACAAGCUGGCUGUGCGCAGGGUUGCGUCUUUUGUGCCACUGGACAAAUGGGCUUUGCCCGGCAACUAACCGCCGACGAAAUUUUUGAACAAGUGGCCAUUUUUGCCAACGAACUGCAACAACAAAAGGACCAGCAACAGUAUAUUGACGCGGGUGGGCAGGAAAUUCAACACGGCCGAGCAACGCGUUUGAGCAACGUUGUAUUCAUGGGUAUGGGCGAACCCUUGGCAAAUUACCGUAACGUCGUGAAGGCCGUCAAUCGUAUAACGAACGAUUUGGGCAUUGGUGCCCGGAAAAUUACCGUUUCGACCGUCGGUAUUGUACCGAACAUUGUGAAACUAACCACGGAUCCCGACAUGCCUCCCAUUCGACUGGCCGUAUCCUUGCACUGCGCAUCGGAUAAGGAACGAUCAGAUUUGCUACCGGCCAAUCGUCGGUACGGGGGUCUGGAUGAACUGAUGCCAGCGCUCCGCGACUAUAUUGAAACAACCGGACGUCGAAUCACCCUCGAGUGGGCGUUGAUUCAGGGUGAAAACGAUAAUGCCGACUCGGCCCGGACACUGGCCUCCUUGGUUCAACGAUACGGACUGCGCCGGGACAUGGUCCACGUCAACGUUAUCCCUUUGAAUCCUACCGGUGGCUUUGAAGGUACUCCCACGCAGCGACAAAACGUCAAUGUGUUUGUCAAAACAUUGGAGGAACACGGGAUUGCCUGCACACCCCGAGUUCGACGUGGCAUUGAUAUCGACGCCGGUUGUGGCCAAUUGACUUCCAAA